CGGUCCACGCCCCACUCUCUCUCUCCAAAGCUCUCUCUCUCUCUGACUAUAUAUACCUGCUACCGCUAACAUGUACAUUUUUUCCCUUCUUCUUCUUCUUCUUCUCUCUCUCCCCUUUCUUCUCUCUCCUCUUCUCUCCGAUCAUUUUCCGGCGAAAUCACCGCCGGCGUCGUACCGUUCAUCCGCCGGGGAAUCUCAUCCUCCGCCAUCUGAGCUAUCCAAGGAUAUCUUUAACUGGAAGAGCUGAGAAAUAUGGAUGUUACUAAGGAGUAUGGACUUAGAAAUGUGAGUUCUCACUGCUCAAUCGCUGAGAUAGACGAUUAUGAUCUCUCAAAGCUUCUUGAGAAGCCGAGGAUCAACAUAGAGAGGCAGAGAUCCUUUGAUGAGAGGUCACUUAGCGAGUUGUCAAUUGGCCUAUCAAGAGCCCUAGAUAACUUUGAGAUCUCAUACUCACCUGUUGGACGGUCAGUAUUGGAUACUCCUGCUUCAUCAACUCGGAACUCCUUUGAGCCGCACCCAAUGGUUGCUGAAGCCUGGGAAGCUCUUCGCCGAUCUUUGGUGUUCUUCCGGGGCCAACCUGUUGGCACAAUUGCUGCGUAUGAUCAUGCUUCAGAGGAGGUUCUUAAUUAUGAUCAGGUUUUUGUACGAGAUUUUGUACCAAGUGCUCUGGCCUUUCUAAUGAAUGGUGAGCCCGAUAUAGUUAAGAACUUUCUACUAAAGACACUACAGCUUCAAGGGUGGGAAAAGAGAAUUGACAGAUUCAAGCUAGGGGAAGGGGCAAUGCCGGCUAGUUUCAAAGUUCUUCAUGAUCCAGUUCGUAAAUCAGAUACUAUAGCAGCAGAUUUUGGUGAGAGUGCAAUUGGAAGAGUUGCUCCGGUUGACUCUGGAUUCUGGUGGAUUAUUCUGCUGCGUGCAUAUACAAAGUCUACUGGAGACCUAACUCUGGCUGAAACACCAGAGUGCCAAAAGGGAAUGAGGCUCAUUCUGGCCCUGUGUCUAUCAGAGGGAUUUGAUACAUUUCCAACUCUGCUAUGUGCUGAUGGAUGUUCAAUGAUUGAUCGAAGAAUGGGUGUUUAUGGUUAUCCUAUUGAGAUUCAAGCACUUUUCUUUAUGGCAUUGAGAUGUUCUUUGUCAAUGCUGAAACAUAAUGCAGAGAGGAAAGAGUUUCUGGAGAGAAUAGUAAAGCGCUUGCACGCUUUGAGUUAUCACAUGCGAAGUUAUUUCUGGCUUGAUUUCCAACAAUUAAAUGACAUAUACCGCUAUAAAACAGAGGAGUAUUCUCAUACAGCAGUAAAUAAGUUUAAUGUUAUUCCUGAUUCAAUCCCAGAAUGGGUGUUUGAUUUUAUGCCAAUACGUGGUGGCUAUUUUAUUGGCAAUGUUAGCCCAGCAAGGAUGGAUUUUCGAUGGUUUGCUUUAGGUAAUUGUAUUGCUAUUUUGUCUUCUUUGGCUACUCCUGAGCAAUCUGCUGCUAUUAUGGAUCUUAUAGAAGCACGCUGGGAAGAGUUGGUUGGAGAAAUGCCUUUGAAGAUAUGCUAUCCUGCAAUAGAAAGUCAUGAAUGGCGAAUUGUAACUGGUUGUGAUCCGAAGAAUACCAGAUGGAGCUACCAUAAUGGAGGAUCUUGGCCAGUGCUUUUGUGGUUGGUAACUGCUGCCUGCAUCAAAACGGGACGGCCUCAAAUUGCCAGACGAGCAAUUGAUCUUGCCGAGAGCCGUCUGCUCAAAGACAGCUGGCCGGAAUAUUAUGAUGGGACACGAGGGAGAUACGUUGGUAAACAAGCACGGAAAUAUCAGACUUGGUCGAUAGCUGGAUAUUUGGUGGCAAAGAUGAUGUUGGAGGAUCCCUCUCAUUUGGGGAUGAUCUCCCUUGAAGAGGACAAGCAGAUGAAGCCUAUGCUUAAAAGAUCAUCCUCUUGGAAUUGCUGAAAAAGCAGGACAACAUAGAAACAAAAGAGUAGAGAUAAAAAAGAAAAAAAAAAAAGAGACAAAAAACAAAAGGUGAGUGAUCUUGUUAUUUAUGACAGGGAAAAAAAAAAAUUUAAAAUCAAUUUAACAAAAAAACACUAUUCUUUGGCAAAAUUUCUAUUGUAGGUUUGUUUUUUGAGUUUGGUUUUGUGUAAAUUAGGAUCUGCCAAACUAAGCAUCUUUGUUUCUCAAAUAAGAGACUCAUUUUGAUAUUUUGUGAUUUGAAAGGCAUUUUGGAAAUGCUAUGCAAAAACAAACUCAGGAUAAUGUUUCCACUCAAUCUAUAUGAACUUUUUUGCUUUCAAA
Messenger RNA from Camellia sinensis, 2268 nucleotides. Its product is annotated as alkaline/neutral invertase CINV2. NCBI's taxonomy places the organism in Eukaryota, Viridiplantae, Streptophyta, Magnoliopsida, Ericales, Theaceae. Gene Ontology annotation, molecular function: sucrose alpha-glucosidase activity; endo-alpha-N-acetylgalactosaminidase activity. The record is from RefSeq and is a predicted model, not a curated record. Gene Ontology annotation, biological process: sucrose catabolic process.